This is a messenger RNA of Argentina anserina (silverweed cinquefoil), 662 nucleotides long. Its product is annotated as rac-like GTP-binding protein RAC2. Gene Ontology annotation, molecular function: protein kinase binding; GTP binding; GTPase activity. Gene Ontology annotation, biological process: cortical cytoskeleton organization; establishment or maintenance of cell polarity; small GTPase-mediated signal transduction. The record is from RefSeq and is a predicted model, not a curated record. Lineage: Eukaryota; Viridiplantae; Streptophyta; Magnoliopsida; Rosales; Rosaceae. Gene Ontology annotation, cellular component: cytoskeleton; cell projection; cytoplasmic vesicle.
AUGGCAAAUACUAAUACUACAACAAAAGAAGUAUCUUCAUCAUCAACAUCCAAGUUCAUAAAAUGUGUGACAGUUGGAGAUGGUGCUGUUGGAAAGACAUCCCUUCUCAUCUCUUACACUAGCAACGCUUUCCCUACUGAUUAUGUUCCAACUAUAUUUGAUAACUUAGUGCUGGUUGAUGGAUAGUCUGUGAAUUUGGGUCUUUGGGAUACUGCCGGUCAAGAAGAUUACAACAGGCUAAGGCCUCUUAGUUACAGAGGGGCUGAUAUUUUUCUUCUUGCAUUUUCCCUCAUUAGGCCUAGCUUUGAAAACAUAUCAAAGAUAUGGGUUCCAGAGCUUAGACAUUAUUCCCCAACCGUGCCCAUUAUUCUCGUGGGGACUAAACUAGAUUUGCGAGAAGGCAGACAGUUCCUAAUGAAUUACCCUGGGGCAUGUACCAUCUCAACUGAACAAGGUGAAGAACUGAAAAAGAGAACAGGAGCAGUGGCUUAUAUAGAGUGCAGCUCAAAGACACAGCAGAACGUGAAGGCUAUUUUCGACGCAGCUAUUAAGUUGGCUCUCUAUCCUUCAAAGUCCAAGAAGCACAAGAGAAAACUGAUGCCCUGCAAUGUUGUCUAACCUAGUAUAUAUAUUUCUCGGCAUGUUCAUCCUUUACUUCCCCA